Puccinia triticina is the source of this 918-nucleotide messenger RNA. RefSeq lists its product as uncharacterized. NCBI's taxonomy places the organism in Eukaryota, Fungi, Basidiomycota, Pucciniomycetes, Pucciniales, Pucciniaceae. Gene Ontology annotation, biological process: translation. Gene Ontology annotation, cellular component: mitochondrion; ribosome. Bases 1 to 918 code for a protein of 305 amino acids. Gene Ontology annotation, molecular function: structural constituent of ribosome. The transcript is spliced from 3 exons. The record is from RefSeq and is a predicted model, not a curated record.
AUGACGCUUGUCAACUCGGCAUCGGGGCCACUCCGGGCCAGCACCCUCCAGCUGCCUGCGGCUGCAUCCUCUUCUCGAUGGUUUUCCUCAACCCCAUGUCCUUCCGUUUGGGUCCAAAAACGCAUCAAGGUCCAGCUCAGAACUGACCAUCCGAGCCACGGUAAAGCAGGACAAGUGAUUCGGGUCAAACCGGGCCAUAUGAGGCAGCAACUGUUCCCUUCUGGGCAGGCGCUGUACUGUGCAAAAGAUGGGAUCCCGAUCCACCACUACCAACCAAGCGUGCGACCAGGUACGAAGGUGCCUGCGCCCGGCUUAUCCCGCCCGCUAGUCGACAUCCUCAAGCGUCUCGGCGUCCAGAUGCCGAUCACUAGGAACGAGCUUCGGGAGGCACAAUCCCAAAUCAACCAGUGGAAACGGGCGGCCAAUCCGUCUAUCCAAGGCGUACGCUCGCCAACGCCCGCAGCACCAGUCCAAUCGGUACUCUCCCCUCAUUCCGGGCCCCUAUCACCUCCGAAAGGUCUUGCUCAAGCUCUUCAAACUCUCAGCCAAACUCUCCAGUCAACUCAGGAACCGCUGCUCGUCUUCAAACGCUCGGGGCCCGAAACCUCCGACUCGCUCUACUCCUCGAUCAAAGCCGACGAGAUCAUUGCCAGCUUGGUCGACAAACUUGAGUUCAAACCUGACCAGACAUCAGAAAUCCCUCCCCUGGCCGAGUUCUUGAAAAUUGCCGGGUGCUCAGACUCGCUCCAAGAACUGUCUCCGCAAUCAUCCGCCCACCUCGACCCUCUUCCUAGAUUUAAACCGAUCAAACGCGUCGGGCAUUAUCGGCUCUCUUUCUCUCUCAAUGCAUCAUCCCAUCAUCCGUCAAAAGAUUCUGAUCUUCCUACUUACUCGUUCCCUAUCCUAGUUGAAAAAUGA